UCGUUAAAAUAAAAAGUCACAAAAGACUUUUUUAAUUUGAAAAAAUAAAUUGUAUUGUCGUGAUUGAAUAAAUUUUUAAAAUUUAAACAAUUGAUCAUUUAAAAUUAAAAAUUCAAUACAUUUUUUUAAUAUGAUUUCUAAAAUUUGGUGUGCAUUCUAUUUUGUGAGUUGUUUCAUACCCAUUUUGACAAUGCCUUCGAUGCUUACUGAAAAAAACAGCCCAAUAGAAGGAUAUCAAGUGACAGAAGAAGAAUUAAAUAUAUUAAAGCAGUUAUUUAUUGAAUUGUCAGAUAAUAAUGACACUAAUGUUCCUGUUACGCAAAUUAUAAGCCUUUUUAAGAUGAUCGGUAUUACUCUUAACGAGGAAGAAAUUAAAAAAAUACCACUAAAAUGUGAUGGGCAAAAUACUGUAGAUUUCAAAACAUUUGUAAGUUUAUUAUAUUAUAUAUACUUCGAAAACAAUACGGAUAUUGAUGAAGAAAAAGAAACAUUCACGAUCCUUUCUGAAGGAAAAGGAUAUAUAUCAAGAGAAAAAUUGAAAGAAAUAUUAAUAGGUAGUAGUCUUUAUGAAAGCGAAGACCAGAUAGACAAUGAUAUGAAAAUGUUUGAAGUAGAAGAUGAUAAAAUGAAUUAUGAUCAAUAUCAAAAUUGGAUAAAAUAUACCGAAAAGAAAAAUCUUAUGUCUCUAUAGCAUAAUUAAUUUUUAUAUUACUUUACAAAGUUUACACUAAUAAACUGAUUAAACUUA
Daktulosphaira vitifoliae (grape phylloxera) is the source of this 748-nucleotide messenger RNA. Its product is annotated as calmodulin-like. Lineage: Eukaryota; Metazoa; Arthropoda; Insecta; Hemiptera; Phylloxeridae. Bases 131 to 691 code for a protein of 186 amino acids. The transcript has 4 exons. The record is from RefSeq and is a predicted model, not a curated record.